Messenger RNA from Cynoglossus semilaevis (tongue sole), 4224 nucleotides. RefSeq names its product putative oxidoreductase YteT. NCBI's taxonomy places the organism in Eukaryota, Metazoa, Chordata, Actinopteri, Pleuronectiformes, Cynoglossidae. Gene Ontology annotation, molecular function: nucleotide binding. Bases 456 to 1754 code for a protein of 432 amino acids. The transcript is spliced from 14 exons. The record is from RefSeq and is a predicted model, not a curated record.
CAUUUCUGGUAAAUCUAAUUUUCCACUCUUUCGCGUAAAGACAAAUGUUAAUUCCGUAUUUUCUGAUAACCUUGAAGUUUACUUUGAAAAGACGUCGUAAACUAAAGCUCGGUGAAACAGUAGUAACCGUAAUAAUUACACAAGUGAAGUCAAGUGACUAUGACUGCGGUGAGACUCUGUCGCGAGGAAAUGCAUCCUUGGUUUUUUGUUUGUUGUAACAUUUUUUUCAACUGCAUUUUUCAGCUAUGUCACGGCAGUAGCCAAUGGGUGGCGGUAUAACAAAAUGUGGUAAUUGUGGCUCUUGUUCGUUUGACGAAGAAGUAAUUCACAUUCUGUGGUGCUCAUAGUCAAGAUGUAGUAAAUGAGUAGCUCACGGUUGUUUAGGUUGAAGCGGACCAAGACUGACAGCAGCAGGGAGUGACAGACAUACGAGGCUGAAUUCACAGGGUGCCAGUAUGACAUCUCCUGUUCGUGUCAUCGUGGUGGGAGCAGGAUGUCGAGGGGAGAUCUACUCCAAGUAUGCUUCCAUCCAUCCUGAACUCAUGAAGGUGGUGGGAGUUGCUGAUCCAAGAAAAUUUGCCUGUUCUAAACUUCAGCAGCAACACAGCAUUCCAGAUGAAAACGUUUUUGCUGAUUGGCUCAGUUUAGCUGAAAGGGAGAAGUUUGCAGAUGCUGUGUUGAUUUGUACUCCAGACUGCCUUCAUAAGGACCCCGCAGUGACAUUUGCUAGGAAAGGCUACCACAUCCUGCUGGAGAAACCAAUGGCAACAACUGUUGAAGACUGCAAGCUGAUUGUGGAGGCCUGUGUUCAAAGCAGGGUGAUUCUGUCAGUUGGUCAUGUUCUGCGAUAUGAUCCUCUCAUCCACAAGAUAAAGGAGCUCAUUGAAGCUGGAGCCAUAGGUGAUGUCAUCCAUAUUCAACACUUUGAACCAGUGGGGUUUUAUCACUUUGCUCACUCUUUCGUGCGAGGGAACUGGAGGAAUGAAGCUCAGAGUUCUUUUGCACUUUUGGCUAAAUCUUGCCAUGACAUCGACCUGAUACAUAACUGGGUUGGAGCUCGUAGGUGUGUGAAAGUUUCAUCCUUUGGAUCCCUCUCUCACUUCAGAAAUGAUAAAAAGCCACCAGGAGCAGCAGAUCGCUGCCUGGACUGUUCCAUAGAAAAUGACUGUCCAUAUUCUGCACGUAAAAUCUACCUGGCCAGAGUGAAGCAGGGACACACAGGCUGGCCAGUGUCUGUCAUCUGUAAAAACUCUUUGCCAGACAUCGAGUCAGUGACCGAGGCUUUGAAGACUGGGCCGUAUGGACGUUGUGUUUACGAGUGUGACAAUGAUGUCUGCAGUAAUCAGGUUGUUAACAUGGAGUUUGAAGGAGGCGUGACUGCAGCUUUUUCAAUGGUUGCCUUCACUAAGGAAAUGUGUCAGCGAAAAACCACCAUUUAUGGCAGCAUGGGGGAGCUAUCGUACAACGGACAUGAAGUGUCUGUGUUUGACUUUCUGACCCAGGUAUCAACGAAGCACACAGCGCCUAGUAAUGCACCCAGUUACUUUGGUUUGAGUGGACAUGGUGAAGCAGAUUACUACCUGAUAGAUGCAUUUAUAUCUGCAGUGGCAGAAGUGGAGGAGGAAGGCAGCAAGAGAAGAAGUGAACUGUUAAACACGGUGCAGUCUGCCUCUGCCAGUGACUCAACAGGAAAUGAUGGAGCCAGAUUUGAAAAGGUAAGAAGGAAAGGGUCACAGAGUGGGAGUGAGAGAUAGAGAGGGGUUGACUCUGUCAUGCUUCAGGAGUCUGGGCUUUGUUUUUGUGGAGACAUGAAAACAGAGAACAUACCAUGGUUUUACAUGGACGCCAGCCAUGAAAACACAGCUGGACUCAUCCCCCCCUAAAUCCUGCUGCUCAGCACCAUGCACUAAUGACACACACACACACACACACUCGUGUUGUCAAGCUCUUAAUGACUGAGUUUAAGUCAGUCUUCAGUCUGACAUCCAAGUGCAUUCCCAAGAUCCCACAAGCCCCUAGUUCUGGUUCAAGUCCUGAGUCCUCAUAAGUUGACUUUGAGUCCAGUCCAGUUGUUUACAUGUGAGUGACGUCCUGUUGGACAGUUUGCCUCUGAAUCUCCCAGUGUUUGAUAAUGUGUCUUGUCCAAUAUUCCCAGGGUUUCAGUCCACAGACCUCAUGUUUUAGUUUACCAUAAGUUCUGAUUCGUUUGAGUCUGAGGUUAGACAUAAAUUCUUAGUGUUUGAGUCUUGAAUUUGGACAUGUAUUCUCAGUCCUUGAGUCUGAUUUUAGAGUUUAGACAUAAUCCCUCAGUGAUUUACACCCGAGUGUAGAUAUAGUCUCUCAGUGUUUGAGUUUGAGUCCAGUCCAGAGACCUCAUUAUGUGACCUGAAAUAGUCAAGCACUAAACAGAGCACUGUAGUCACCUCUGUGUUGAGUCGUUUGUCCAAUAGAAAUAGUGUUUGAUUUAGUGAGAUAAGUCACAAGUCCAGGAUGAAAUGUUUGUUUUAGAAUUUGUUUAGUCUUUGUCACAAAUUGACUCAAAAGCUGAACAGCCAGUAACCAAACAACAAAGUUAUUUUCCUGGACCUGCUGAGCUGCGGAGAAAUCAGUCCAUAUACUGUGAAUCUAUUCAGAUCGACUUUGACCCCUGAAAGGGGUUGUGAAAAAAGUUAAUAUUGACAUUGUGCUUUUUGUAUAACCAUUCUAAAGGAAAACUGUUACUCAGUAUGACCAGGUCAUGAUGAGCAAACGUGUCAUUGUCAACAACACUGACGACGUGGGCAGGAAACAUCAAGUCCAAUGUCCUUAUUCAGUUCACCUAACUUCAUUUCAACUGAAAAUCUUGAUGAACUUAAACCAAACAACAAUAUAAAUGGUGUCCUGCUGGGACGGCUCCUCACUGAGGCCUUAAACUUCAGCUCAGGAAAUUACCCAGGCUCAUCCUGGGUAAAGAAUGUUCUUUUUAUGCCUGCCAUUUGCUGAAGCUGUCACCAUGAAAUCCAAUGUCACAGACGUUAAAUCACACAGAUCUUUGCAUUUGUUCUUGUCACUUUCUUCCUGCUGCCUUGAUUUAAUCUUUUCUUUCACCGUGGGAAAUACAUGAAACAGCUUAACUUUGCUGUCUUGUAUAAUAGUCAGAUCAGGACUUUUUUUUCAGGACUGUCCAGUUGUGUUUGUUCAUCAUCUUCAAAGAAGUACGUAUAGUGUUAUACAACAGUUUGGAAACGGUGUGUUUCUCUGGGCCUCUGAUCCAUCCAACAAUCAAAUCCUGCACCAACAUCAUUCUUCAGCUCUUCUUCCUGGUGGAUUUGGGUUCUAUGGGGAUAACUGAGCUGUCUUCUCACAGGAUGAGGUCAAAGGCUGUGGUGCAGGGCCCACUCAGACAUUUGAGGAGACCGAUUCCUUCCUGACGCCUCCGACUCGUCAGCCCAAAACCGCAAAACCACUAAAUUAAAGAGAUUAAACAACGUCUGUGUUUUAUACAUCACACAUAAAUCUGCAGACAGCAGCGGCGACAUGGUCUGUGUGAAUGGUACAAAACUUAACAGAACAUAACAUUUAUGAACCUGCUUCCCCCUGUUACUAAAACACAUCCUCUGUUUGGCUUUUGACUUUAAAAUGAAUAUGUCAAACAUGACUGCUCCAUGUCAGCACAGAGGAAGUGGUGGGUGGUAACAGGGAGGCAAAGAAACAGUUGGACCCAAGAAUUUUACAGUAAUUCCCCAAAGGAUUUUUCACUGCAACUUUAGUCCAUAUUUCAAUGGCAGCACCUCUCAGUAGAUCACAACUGAUACCAGCAGAAGACAAUAGCCUUUUCCUGAAUUGUACAUUUUAAACUGUACGUCUGAAAUGUCUGAAUUAUUUUUUUCCAUUUCAUCCCAUGGAUGACAGUUUUGUGUUUACCGGAUUGUGAAUCUCAAACAUGGACAUUGGAUGGUGACUUUAAAAGCACUCAUGAGUUUGUCUGUCUGCUCCGUAACACUGCUCUAAUUACUAUUACAUGUUUGUACACAGCUGGUUCUUCUAUAAGUGAAUUCCCCGUGUCACCAUGUCAGCACAUCAACCUACACAGAUGUAUUUACCAUAGAACACAUAUGUUAACACCUACUUAAUUUAUUUUAGAUUCCAGCUGGAGAUGCUGUUAAAUGGCUGGUGGGCAAACAUCUAUCUUCUGAUUUAUUUGUAGGCAGAUGUAAAAUAGUUUGGCACCUUUUUCACCUGAAG